This is a messenger RNA of Fusarium verticillioides 7600, 1146 nucleotides long. RefSeq lists its product as hypothetical. The transcript has a single exon. Bases 1 to 1146 code for a protein of 381 amino acids. NCBI's taxonomy places the organism in Eukaryota, Fungi, Ascomycota, Sordariomycetes, Hypocreales, Nectriaceae. The record is from RefSeq and is a predicted model, not a curated record.
AUGAACCUGGGGAACAGUGAGCCCCGCCAAGUCGCUGGCGAAUCAUCUCUUCAAAGCGGCCGCAGGGCGAACAAGCGCCGCCGCAACGGCCACAACGACGGAGUAGACGACGGACCGAAAUACCCCCCAGGAAGAGUGGCAGUACCAUCCUUCGAAUGCCCGUUUUGUAAAGAUGACCCGCACCGAUAUGCGGAGUGUAGGGGCUACCGGUUAACUCGUCUAUCGGAUGUCAUGCAGCACAUCAGUCGCCAACAUCGGAUAGGCGAGGUGAGACUAGGAUUUGAAACACUUGAGGAAGAGGACGUCGUUCUUUAUUGUGCCAGAUGCCGCUUUCUGUUCCGUGGCAGGGGUGCUUCACAUAGGCUUGAUAUCCACAUGAAUCCGGAAGUCGAAUGCCAGCCUGAGCCAGCCAAUAUCGAGCAAUCAGGUGUUAUGCUGCCCAAAGAAUACGAGGGGCUAAGAGAUGAACUUCGAUCAUAUCCGCGGCAUGACGAAACCUUUCGAUGGAAUAUCAUUUGGAACUGGUGUUUUCCCGGGAAACCCUGCCCAUCGUCGCCGUACAUCGAGAUUAUUCUGCCACGUGCAGAGGUGCAGUCGAUAAUUCAAGAUGAGCUUGCAUCUAUGACGGGUCUUUCGCAAGAAGAAGCUCAGUCUAUCGCUAGACGAUCUGCGGAUAGAAUCUAUAACACUUUGUCAGAACCCCGAAGUAGCCCCUCCGUACCUCCACAAGCACAGUCGGAUAGUGUGCAGAUAGCACCUGUAUCAAACUACCAUGUCCCAACCUACCUGGCUUCGAAUCCGACACUUACCUCUCAGCCUUUGCAAUCCCAAACGCAAGGUUACAACUCUCGCCCAGCCCAACUUGGUGUUUAUGGAAUGCCGACUGGAGGUCAGAGAAGCAAUUCCUUUAAUUGGAAUAAUACGUUGACUAAUUACAGUGCCCCAAGCCCAGUCCGGGGCUCUGGGGUAUAUGCGAGUUCUGGGAACAACUAUGCUCCCACUGAAUAUUUUACUGCUCAUGACUCUGUAUAUACUCAUGUGCCUUACGUUGGAGGCCUCAAUGGUUCGUUCCAGUCACCAAGUCAAAAUGACGACUAUGCGAACACAUACGGGAACGAUAUGGGUCCCCGCAGCUCACAGGAUUGA